AUGUCCGUUGUAUUUUUAGUAUAUGUGGUCGUAAUGCAAAGCCUGUCAUCAAAUAUUAGAGUGGAAUCUGUUUCACCAAGCUGUUCUUUAAAAUUGUGUAGUUUAUUUCAUUAUGUGUUUGGAUAUUUGCAGUUUAUAUCACUCGAUUUUUUUGAUAAUAAGCCUCUAAAACUUAUCUUACAAACAGUUAUUACAGAUUUUAGUAACAUUAGUUUAGAAGAAAAUGACUUAAUCAAAGAUCUAACAAACAAAUCUAUAUUUGAUGGAUCAUUGACUGAUUGUGGUAAACCUGCCCUAGAUUGA
Dictyostelium purpureum is the source of this 303-nucleotide messenger RNA. RefSeq lists its product as uncharacterized. The record is from RefSeq and is a predicted model, not a curated record. The transcript is spliced from 4 exons. NCBI's taxonomy places the organism in Eukaryota, Evosea, Eumycetozoa, Dictyosteliales, Dictyosteliaceae. Bases 1 to 303 code for a protein of 100 amino acids.